CUUCAAAGCAAGCGAAUUCGUUUUCCUCUCAACGUCACGCGCCCUUCCCCGGGAACCCGGCGACUCAACGCCUCUACCGUACCGCAUUACCCUACUCUUCCUUCCCCCUUCUAUCAUGCGGCCGCCACUCUUCGUCUUCCUCUUUCUCUCUCUUCGUUCCCGCUUUGACCCUUUUCACCUGUUCUUCCUCUUCCUCUUCUCCGGCUACUCGCCGUUCCUUCUCCGAUGGGGGAUUUGCGCGACUCUCUCUCGCCUCCUGCGAACCAUUCGCGCCCGAUGGCCGUCCGCGAAGAUUGCUGGACCGAGGAAGCUACCUCCACCCUCGUUGACGCUUGGGGUCGCCGUUAUUUACAGCUCAACCGCGGCAACCUCCGUCAGAAGGACUGGCAGGAUGUCGCUGACGCUGUCAACGUUCUCCAUGGUCAUACCAAGAAGACGCAUCGGACAGAUGUUCAGUGCAAGAACCGCAUUGAUACUAUUAAGAAGAAGUAUAAGUCUGAGAAGAAUAGGGUUUCCUCCCCAAACGGGUCUCCUUCCGCCUGGCCCUUCUUCGAUCGCUUAGACAUUUUGAUUGGGCCCGCUUUGAGUGCGAAAAGGGCGUCCUCGUUGCCUUCGGUGGCUCUUCCUUUGCCGUCUCGUAAAACCCCGUCCCCCGCAUCUGCGGUGCCCGCGACGGCCUUAGCACUACCGCAGAAGCGGUCGGCGGCAGCACUAUUAGAGGAUGGAUACUUCAGGAGGAAUUAUUCAGCUAUGGCAGCUGCGGCAGCUGCAGCAGAGGCUGAUGAUGAUGAGGAGGAAGAGGAGGAGGAGGGGGAUGAUGAAGAUGAAGAGAGGGUAAGCGAGGUUGAGGAAGGAGAGAGGGAGAAGGGAGGGGUGAGGAUGUUGGCAAAAGCAAUAGAGAGGUUUGGGGAAGUUUAUGAGAGAAUGGAGAGAGAAAAAUUGAGGCAGAUGGUGGAUUUGGAGAAACAGAGGAUGCAGUUUACUAAAGAUCUGGAAGUACAAAGGAUGCAGAUGUUUAUGGAAACGCAGGUUCAGCUGGGGAGGGUCAAACGCGGGAAGCGAUCUGGGUCUAAUGAUAUCCUGCAAGAAAGCAUAUUUACGAGCUAGGAGGAAAGGAAUUCCAUCUGAAUUUGAACAGUGGCUCCUUGGUGUGUGCUGGCAGUAUGUUCAGUAGAUGCCGUUAAUUUUUUCAGAUAUGUAUUGCUAGCCAAGUGCCCCAAGGUUUGACGGUGGUUUCUGAUUUGGAAGGCUUUUUGGGAUUCUGCUUCUUAAAGUAUAAUCCUCUGGCUCUGGUAAUGUAUCUCUUAAGCUGCUGAUAGGGAUGCCAUCAUCAGGGAAUACCAGCUAAACUUUGUCAUAACUUCAGAUUCUUUUAGCUGCAUUUUUGUCUGUACGUACGCGUCCCUUAACUGUAACUCGUUCCAAGUAGAGCUCUGAUAUACAAUGUCUAAUGUAGGUCACCACUGUUUCUAACAAGCUUUCCAGUUUCCACUCUUCCAGUAAGCUUGAGAUAAUUAAUAGGGGAAUGAUAUUUCUUCCAAAAGUUGAAGGGGAAGUAUGUGUAGUGAUCAGUGUUACCUUUUCUUUUCGUCUUCGUCUUUUUUCCUACUAACGUGUAGUGUUAUCUUCUAAUUUAACUAGUUAAUAAAUUUGAAAUACGUUUACGGUUUA
Messenger RNA from Prosopis cineraria, 1671 nucleotides. RefSeq names its product trihelix transcription factor ENAP2-like. The record is from RefSeq and is a predicted model, not a curated record. Gene Ontology annotation, cellular component: nucleus. The transcript is spliced from 3 exons. NCBI's taxonomy places the organism in Eukaryota, Viridiplantae, Streptophyta, Magnoliopsida, Fabales, Fabaceae. The coding region runs from base 226 to 1107 and encodes 293 amino acids. Gene Ontology annotation, molecular function: transcription cis-regulatory region binding.